CCAUCCACCACACAACGAAAGCAACAGCCAGCGAUCGAGACAGCAAGAAAAGCUCACUCACUCAGCUAGCUACCACCAGUCCCGAUCACAGCGAGCUACCCAGCCACUCGACGCGAUCGGCAUGGCCAGCAAGUCGGCGUCCCUGCUGAUCCUCGCGGCGCUGGUGGCCGCGGCGUGCCUCGCCGGGCAGGGCUCGGCGGCGCGCCAUCUGCCGGCAGAGAAACCCGCGGAGGACGCGGUGAAGCGACCGGACACGUUCCAGGAGGGGACGGCGCUGAUCCCGGGGAUCGGGAGGUACGAACUGGGCACCCACUACAUCCCGGACAUCGGCGGGCUCGACCACAGCAUCCCGGCCGCCGCCAACGGGCAGUUCAUCCCCGGGGCCGACGACACCUGGGUGCCCAACCCCGGCUUCGAGGUGCCCAACCCUUUCCGCCCCGGCUCCGACUCUCCCUGAUGGGUCGAGCACGUCCACGCUACGCCCAUCGCCCGUCCACACGUUGCACCCAUCCAUCUAUUUCGUAGCUAGCCUGCUAUAAAUCGAUUUCGCUAGCUUUUUUGGUUGCUACUACAAUAAAAUAGCCGCUACUACAUAGCCAUGCAUGCAUGUCUGAUGCAUGCAUGUGGCUGCGACUGCCUGCGCGCCGUCGACGUCUCGUGUUUUGAUUCAAGUGGUACGUGUGUAUGGGAUAUGGAUGGAUGCGUAGGAAGAAGUAUCCAUCGCAUGUCUCGCUUGGUUUGUUGUUACCAGUGUAAUGUGUUUCAGUUCAGUACGCUUUUUUUAAUGAUGAGAAAUGGUUUAGCUUGAUA
Messenger RNA from Hordeum vulgare subsp. vulgare (domesticated barley), 810 nucleotides. Its product is annotated as putative cell wall protein. The record is from RefSeq and is a predicted model, not a curated record. The transcript has a single exon. Bases 122 to 457 code for a protein of 111 amino acids. NCBI's taxonomy places the organism in Eukaryota, Viridiplantae, Streptophyta, Magnoliopsida, Poales, Poaceae.